Messenger RNA from Engraulis encrasicolus (European anchovy), 3834 nucleotides. RefSeq names its product protein unc-45 homolog A-like. Gene Ontology annotation, cellular component: cytoplasm. The transcript is spliced from 19 exons. NCBI's taxonomy places the organism in Eukaryota, Metazoa, Chordata, Actinopteri, Clupeiformes, Engraulidae. Gene Ontology annotation, molecular function: Hsp90 protein binding. The record is from RefSeq and is a predicted model, not a curated record. Bases 152 to 3010 code for a protein of 952 amino acids.
AUACACAGGGCGCUGGUGGUGUGGAUUUGUCUAGAAUAGUGUGGAAAAAUAACGGAAUAACAUUAUAUUGACAAAUGCUAUAAUAUCUAUAGCAUUUCCUGCACAUAUCCAAUUCAUUCCGAAAGAAAAUACGCUUCCUCUGAUCCUGUGAAUGACCGAAAACGAAAAGAUGACACAGGACGCGGCGGCUAUGAAAGAAGAAGGGAACAAUCUCUUCAAAACAGGGGAUGUUCAAGGAGCACUGUGCUGCUAUACCAAGGCACUCAAGCUGAGUGAAAACAAGUCCGACAGUGCAAUCCUUUAUCGCAAUCGUUCUGCCUGCUACCUGAAGCUAGAAGACUUCUCCAAGGCAGAGACAGAUGCAUCAAAAGCUCUUGAUACAGAUCCAGGUGAUAUCAAAGCAAGGUAUCGCCGUGCCCAGGCGCUACAGAAGUUGGGUCGACUGGACCAAGCCUUCAUGGAUGCACAGAAAUGCGCCCAGCUGGAGCCCAAAAGCAAAGCAUUCCAAGAUCUUCUGCGUCAGCUUGGCAUCCAGAUUCAGCAGAAGGCAACGCAAAUGUCCUCCACAGACGCUCGUGUCCAGCAGAUGUUCAAACUCCUGACUGACAGCUCAACUGCACAGACAGACAGGCAGAAAGCAGCUCAGAACCUGGUGGUCCUCUCUCGUGAUGAUGCGGGGGCUGAGCAGAUCUUCCGUAACGACGGAGUCAAACUCAUCCAGAGGCUGCUGGAGGCCAAGCAGGAGGAUAUCGUCCUGUCUGCCCUCAGGACUCUCGUGGGCUUGUGCACAGGCCACCAGUCAAGGACCAUGGCUAUAGUGAAUGAGCUGGGCAUGGUGAAGCUGUGUGAGGUGAUGGGCUCUGGGGAGCAGACCGUGUCCCUGGCCGCCUGCCACCUGCUGCAGGUGAUGUUCGAGGCCCUCACAGAGGGCAUGACCAAGGUCAUCAGAGGGAAGGAGGAGGCCGUCCUGCCUGAGCCAUCGCGUGAGUUGCGCUCCAUGUUGCGGCACCUUCUGGAUAUGCUGCCUGCUGCUAGUGUGUCGGGACCAGGCCGAGACAGCGCCAUCAACCUGCUGGUCAAGCAAGUGCCCCGGAAGUCCCAGAAGAACCCAGACAACUCACUCACGCUAUGGGUCACUGACCAAGGGCUUAAGAACGUUCUGGAAGUGGCAGGAACGGUGCCAGAGCUGGGUGAUGGGCCGCGACUGACAGACAACUCACACAUGAGCAGCUCAGUGCUGCUCAACAAACUCUACGACGACCUCAAGAGUGAUGCAGAGAGGGAGAACUUCAACCGCAUCUGUGAAGAUUAUGUAAAGAAUCAUUUUGACCGGCAAGCCAUGUCGUCCAAGCUGCGUGCCAUCCAGACAGUGUCGGUGCUGCUGCAGGGCCCCAGCGAGGUGGGCAACCGCUCCCUGGAGCUCUCGGGCAUGAUGGACGCCGUCAUCGCCCUCUGCGCCUCCAAGGACCUGGUCCACCAGCAGGUGGCGGUAGAGACGCUCAUCCACGCGGCCGGCAAGGCCAAGAGAGCCUCCUUCAUCACAGCCAACGGGGUGACGCUGCUCAAGGACCUCUACAAGAACAGCGAGAAUGACAGGAUACGCGUCAGGGCACUUGUGGGCUUGUGUAAACUGGGAUCAGCUGGGGGCACUGAUUUCAGCAUGAAGCAGUUUGCCGAGGGCUCCACCUUAAAGCUGGCCAAACAGUGCAGGAAGUGGCUAUGUAAUGAGUCUCUACCAGUAACGUCUCGGCGCUGGGCCAUCGAGGGCUUGGCCUACCUGACGUUUGACGCUGACGUGAAAGAGGACCUAGUGCAGGAUAAGAAUGCUCUGCAUGCCAUGUUCGACCUGGCUAAGUCGGAUGAUAAGACGGUGCUGUUUGCUAUCGGCUCCACGCUGGUCAACUGCACCAACAGCUAUGACGUGGAGAAGCCCGACCCUCAGAUGGUGGAGAUAGCCAAGUAUGCUAAGCAGCAUGUGCCUGAGGAGCACCCCAAGGAUGCCCAGUCCUAUGUGGAGAAGAGGCUGGUGAAGCUUCUAGAAGCUGGGGUGGUGUCGGCAUUAGUGUGUAUGGUGAAGCAGGAGAGCCCGGCCCUCACAGAGUCUUGUCGGGAGUGUAUCGCCAGGGUGUUCUUGGCUCUGGUGGAAAGACAAGAGGAUCGGGGAAUGGUGGUGGCACAGGGAGGAGGAAAGGCUCUGCUUCCGCUGGUCACAGAGAGUACAGACAAGGGAAAGAUCAAAGCAGCACAGGCACUCGCCAAAAUCACCAUCACUCACAACCCGGAGAUUGCUUUCCCAGGAGAGCGGAUAUAUGAGGUGGUGCGUCCUCUGGUCAGCCUGCUGCGUCUGGAGUGCACUAUGCUGCAGAACUUCGAGGCCCUGAUGGCCCUCACCAACCUGGCUGGCAUCAGCGAGAAGCUCAGGCAGAAGCUGAUAAAGGAGCGGGCGGUGCCCAAGGUGGAGGGCUACAUGUUCGAGGAGCACGACAUGGUGCGCGCCGCUGCCACAGAGUGCAUGUGCAACCUGGUGCUCAGCACAGAGGUGCAGGAGUUGUUCCUGGACAAGGGCAGCGACCGCCUGAAGCUGCUGGUGCUGUACUCCGGUGAGGAUGACGAGAGGCUGAGGAAGGCCGCCGCUGGCACCCUGGCCAUGCUGACUGCCGAGCAGCCAGACAUAUGCGCUCGCGUCCCUGAAACGACAAGCCACUGGCUGGAGAUCCUGCAGGCACUGCUGCUAAGCGACAGCCAGGAGUUGCGUCACCGUGGCACAGUAAUCACAGCCAACUUGAUGCAGGCGCAGCGCGACCUGGCGGAGAAGCUCAUGGAGAGCGAGGCGUUGGAGAUCCUGUCCGUCAUGGCUAAGGGUAGUGACAAUGACAAGGAAGGGAGUGACGUCAAGAAAGCCACACCGAAACCAGAGGCCCGCGUCGCCCAGCAGUGCCUGGAUCUAGCCCUGGGCUACGGCCUCAUCCAGACAGGGGACAAGGCAGGGGAGCCCAGGGCAGAAGCUUGACCCUAGCUCCUGGGACCACCACUGUACUACCACCAGAUACGGUUGAUAAGGAACCAUAUUGACAAUCGUUGUGUUAGUGUCACCAUCACCGCAGCAUAGCACAGCACGACACAGCAGACUGGGCUUUCAACAGCCCACCAUGACCCUGGAGUGCACAGCUUUGUGUACACAAGAGACAGGAGAGGUGGCUUGGCUUUGUAGUGUAUCACAUUCCACUGAAAAUGUCUUAAACACCACAAAGACGACAUUCUGUAUAUUUGAAGUGACUUCUAAGCAAUAAUGAAUCAUGAUAAUGGAUUAUAUAUCACACAUCAUCUUAUAUUAUAUAUAUUUUAUUUUGUGAACACUCACAGACAUUCUUCAAGCCACUAUUUUGCGCCUUAGUGUAGUGACUUCAGCUGUUAUCCAGCAUUCCCUCAUUACAAACAGCUUUUGGACCAACAGACCAAACGUUCCACUAUGACCCACAUUCAUUCCCAUAUAUUCUUGGUUUUGUAUUAUUUUGCACUCUUGCAUUCCAAAAUAUUCUAUUUAGGCAUCCCUAAUGACAUUUCAUUUGCAAUGGAGGAGCAGUAUUGUUUCAUCUGAAAAGCCUGUCCACAGAAUGUGAUAUAAAUGUUUUUUUUAUGAUUGUGCCUGUGGAAAAUUGGGAGAUGGUCAAAGUUCUUCCCAACGAACGAAGCACAAUCAACUUAUUUUAGGCUACUUAUCACAAUAAUGGUUUUGUUGGUGUGUUUGUUUGUUGGCUUGUUUCUUUGUUUUCUGAAACUCCCUUGCUGUUUGUGCCUUUUUAUAUAAAGAACACUAAACCUGUGUGUACCUUA